Esox lucius (northern pike) is the source of this 2500-nucleotide messenger RNA. It is a transcript of the gene apeh2, whose product is annotated as S9 family peptidase. The record is from RefSeq and is a predicted model, not a curated record. NCBI's taxonomy places the organism in Eukaryota, Metazoa, Chordata, Actinopteri, Esociformes, Esocidae. The transcript is spliced from 22 exons. Bases 85 to 2277 code for a protein of 730 amino acids. Gene Ontology annotation, molecular function: serine-type endopeptidase activity. Gene Ontology annotation, biological process: proteolysis.
UGCAGAAUGUGUUUCUGCUACUCCAUGUGUUUGGUCUCUUCCAUAACACCCUUUUGAUAAAAUGGUACCGUCCUCGGUGUCAACAUGGAGUCCCUGGCAAGAAUGGAACCCGGUGCUAUCAGCACAUUGUUUCGAGAAUAUAGUGCACACCCCAUCCCUAUUUCGGCCUUCUUGACGAUUGAUGGAAAUAUAUUGAAAGGCAGAACUUUCAAUUUAUCGACAGAGUGGAGUCAGAGUGAGACAGUCGGGGGAGCCAGACUGCGAUAUGCCCAACAGUGGGUACUGAUUCAAAACAACAAUAAAGAGACUGACAUAGACAUCCUACCCCCAAACCCUGGCAGCCUUUUACACGGAGAACUGCUGAGUUCUUAUUCCCCUUCUGGAGAUCUGAAAGCUGUUGUCAGGGAGACCAGCAGUCAGAGGGGACAUCAGUUCCUAGAGGUGUGGAGCAACUAUGGUAUGAAAAAAGUCCUUGAUCUAACAGCUCUCAACAAACACGGACGAGUGUAUGAAGAUGGUCAGUUUGGGUGCCUUGCCUGGUCGGCGUGUGAGAGCAGGGUGCUUUACGUAGCCGAGUGGAAGAGGCCUACAGUAGAGUCAUCUGAUUCAGCAUCCAGCCCAUCGGCAGUAGACUCAACUGCAGGGCCCUCUGGAGACUGUUCUGGAAAGGAGGACGGGCAUUUAUUCUGGGAUGACUGGGGUGAAGGCCUGACCUCAAAGAGUGUCCCUGUGCUGUGCGUGGCCGACGUGGGCAAAGGAACGGUAACGGUGUUACAGGGUGUUCCUCCACAUGUGUCCCCAGGCCAGGCUCUGUGGGCCCAUGAUGGCCAGGGUGUGUUUUUUGUGGGCUGGUGGCAUGAGCCCUUCAGACUGGGCCUGAGGUUCUGCUCCAAUAGGAGGUCAGCUCUGUUCUCUCUGGACCUGGAAGGAAACUGUGAAUGUCUAUGUGGGGACACAAACUCUGUUUCUUCCCCCCGCCUGAGCCCUGAUGGAUGCUUUCUGGUGUAUCUGCAGGGACAGGUGUUUGGGCCCCAUGGCCAGUGUCUUAGCAUGCAACAGUAUGACCUAGAAAAGAGGACUAUCUCUGUGCUGGUGGAUGUAGUCCAGAGACCAAAGAAAGAGGACUUUGCUGGGCUGUAUGAGGCUCUACCGCCUCGUUGCUGGGCCGCAGACAGCCAGAGAGUAGUCUUCAGUAGUGCCCGGAGAAACUGGAGGGACCUCUUUGUGGUGGACAGGACCACUAGGAGAGUGACUCGCUUGUCAGACCCUGAGAUCGUUGGGAGCUGGAAGCUGCUAACCAUCCAGAAUGACCUGAUGGUUGUCCACUGUUCCCAUCUGAAUGAGGCCCCACGCCUGGCGGUGGCUUUCCUUCCAUCGGCUGGGUUGGAGGCACAGGUGUCCUGGGACCCUUUGGAUGAAGGGCGUCUGCUUGGUGUUAUCGUUGACAUUUUGGACAUUAGCCCUACGCCGCAGGAGGACAAUCCAGAGUACUCUGGCUUAGACUUCGGUGCCCUGCUGGUGACCCCAAACCAUCUCCCCUCAGGCACCAAGGUCCCUUUGGUGGUGUUUGUCCAUGGUGGACCGCACUCCCAGUUCUUUACAGAGUGGAAUGUCACCUCUGCAGGCCUGGCCACACUUGGCUUUGCUGUACUCAUGGUAAAUUACCGGGGUUCCACUGGCUUUGGCCAGGACAGCAUUCUCUCCCUGACUGGUAACAUCGGCAGCCAAGAUGUCAAGGAUGUGCAGAGGGCUGUGCUUACUGCAAUCUCUGACCAAACUGCUUGUGAUAAGGCUGUUACCCUGGACCCUAACAAAGUGGUGGUGAUGGGUGGGUCUCACGGUGGCUUCCUGGCCUGCCACCUGAUUGGCCAGUACCCGGAUUUCUACAAGGCGUGUGUCGUCAGGAACCCGGUGAUCAACGCCGCCACCCUACUGGGAACCAGUGACAUUGUGGACUGGCGUUACUCCUGUAUGGGACUGCAGUACUCUUACGACCAGCUGCCCACCCCGGAGGCCCUGACUACCAUGCUCCAGAAAUCACCCAUCACCCACGCUCCGCAGAUCAAGGCCCCUGUUCUCCUGCUGCUCGGAGGAAAGGACAGGAGAGUGUCCCCUCACCAAGGCCUGGAGCUGUACCGCGCUCUGAAGAGCAGGGGCUCGCCCGUCAGGUUACUGUGGUUUGAAGAGGAUGGUCACUCUCUGGACCGUGUUGACACCCAGGCUGACUGCUUUCUCAACACAGUGCUGUGGUUCCAACAGCACCUCCACCUGCACUGACAACUGGUUUGACUGGACACACACACAGUGAACUGAAAGACAUCACUCUUUUGUAUGGUACUACUUUAGUAUACAUUGAAUUUGAUUGAUAAACUACCAUUUUCUGUAGACUGUUUUUCUACUGGGUUGUUAACAAAUUCAUUGUUACCAGAUUCUGCAGAUGUGAUUUUUUUUUACUAUUGCAUUGUGUUGUCUUGUCAACAAUAAAUGUUUUGUAUGUUAA